Molecule: messenger RNA, 4905 nt
Organism: Astrephomene gubernaculifera
Lineage: Eukaryota; Viridiplantae; Chlorophyta; Chlorophyceae; Chlamydomonadales; Astrephomenaceae
Source: the annotation of a GenBank genome assembly
AAUAAUCCCCCUUAUUUACACAGCUUCCGGAUCUUUUGUCAAUAAAACAUCUCUCUGUCUGCUUUGUGAGAGGUUUGCAGUGUAGACCAUGGCGACAAUAGAGACGCUAGACGGGCCACAGCCUAUAUGCUACAUCAAUGGGAAGCGAUACGUACUGCCUCCUGGUCGAGGCGAGACAACCUUGCUUCAGUUCCUCAGGGAAAACGGUCUAAAAGGCACCAAGCUUGGGUGCGGCGAAGGAGGAUGCGGAGCUUGCACGGUUAUGCUGUCGCAUUGGGAGGAUGGUCACGUGGUCCACCGGUCGGCUAAUGCAUGCCUUUGUCCGCUAUAUGCGGUUGAGGGCAUGCAGGUUAUAACAGUAGAAGGCCUGGGCACCGUGCGAGAGGGGUUGCACCCCAUCCAGAAGAGGCUAGCGCAGAUGCACGGCUCGCAGUGCGGCUUCUGCACACCGGGAUUCGUCAUGUCCAUGUAUGCGCUGCUGCGCUCGAGCGAGGGGCCGCCUAGCGAGGAGGAGAUCGAGGAUGCGCUGGGAGGAAACCUCUGUCGCUGCACCGGCUACCGGCCCAUCCUGGACGCCUUCAAAACCUUCGCCAAAACCGACCCCGCAGCAUACACGCAGGAAGCCAUCAGCGCAGCAGCAGGCAACGGCUCCGAAACCCCAACCGCCAGCAACGGUACCAACGGCAUCACCAGCAGCAGCAGCUGUGGAGCUUCCUCCGCAGCCACCAACUGCGCCUCCACGCCACCAGGAAAGGUCUGUCCCUCAAGCGGCCUGCCCUGCGACUGCAUCGGCGCUAAGGCCGCAGCUGCCGCUGCUGCUCCCGACGGGGUAACAGCAGCCGAUAGCAGCAGCGGCUGCUGCGCUGGCGGAGCUGCUGGGAAGGGUGGUGGGGCGUCUACGGGAUGCAGCAGUGGGGGCUGCGGAGCGGCGAAGUGCUGCAAGAAGUCCGGGAACGUGUGCGGAGACGCUGGUGUUGGUGGUGCGGCAGUGGCAGCGGCUGUGGUUCCGGAGCGGGCCCCCUGCGAGCCCAUCUUUCCACCGGAGCUGAAGCAGCGGCCCGCCUUCGACUUGACCAUGCCAGGCCCCGUGCUGACGUGGCACCGCCCCUCCUCCCUGGACCGGCUGCUGGCGCUGAAGGCGGCGCACCCCGCUGCUCGCCUGGUGGUGGGCAACACGGAGGUGGGCAUCGAGAUGAAGUUCAAGGCGGCGGCCUACCCGGUGCUCAUUGCGCCCACGCAUGUCAAGGAGAUGAACGAGAUCACGGUGACGGACAGCGGUGUUGAGGUCGGCGCCGCGGUGACCCUCACCCGGCUGCUGGCGGCCUUCAAGGGCCUCAUCGCCUGCCGCCCCCGCCACCAGGUGGCAGCCCUGGAGGCCAUCGUGAACCAGCUCAGGUGGUUCGCCGGCAACCAGAUCCGCAACGUGUCAGCGGUGGGCGGCAACAUCGUGACCGGCUCGCCCAUCUCCGACCUCAACCCGCUGUGGAUGGCGGCGGGGGCAACGUUUGUGGUGCUGGGGCAGGGCACCGGCGAGCGGCGAGUGAGCGCAGCGGACUUCUUUGUGGGGUACAGGCAAGUGGAUCUGCGACCGCACGAGGUGCUGCUGCGGGUGCUGCUGCCCUUCUCCCGCCGCCUGGAGUACGUGCGGGAGUUCAAGCAGAGCCCCAGGAGGGAGGACGACAUCGCUAUCGUAAACGCGGGCAUGCGCGUCAGGUUAGCUCCCGGCGCCUCGGAGGGCUCGUGGGUGGUGGAGGAGGCGGCCAUUGCCUUUGGUGGCGUCGCCCCCAAGGCGAUCAUGGCUCCGGCGGUGGCGGCGGCGAUGGUGGGGCAGCCUUGGGACCAACAGACGCUGCAGGCGGUGCUGGCGGCUGUACGGCAGGACGUGGUGAUGUCUGACAACGCCCCCGGCGGCAAGGUGGAGUUCCGUCGGGCGCUGGCGGCGUCCUUCCUGUUCAAGUUCUUCGUGCACACCGCCCUCAGGCUGGAGGCUGACACUGCUGCUGCCUACAAGUCCAACCUGCCGCCAGAUUACCUCUCGGCUGCGAAACCCUACGAGCGGCCCCCCGCGCGUGGCGUGCAGUUCUAUGCUGAAGCCCAGGCUCCUACGGACUCCGAAACCACGGUGUCGGUGGUGGGUCAGCCCUACCACCACAUGGCUGCCGAGCUGCAGGUGACGGGUGAGGCGCAGUACACGGACGACAUCAAGCUCACGUCGGACGCGCUGGUGGCGGCGCUGGUGACCUCCGUCAAGCCGCAUGCGCGAAUCACCCGACUGGACCCCUCGGCGGCGCUGCAGGUGCCCGGUGUGGUGGGCUUCUACAGCGCCAAGGACGUGCCGGGCAGCAACGCCAUCGGGCCCGUGUGGACGGACGAGGAGGUGUUCGCGACAAGCGAGGUCACCGCAGUGGGCCAGGUGAUCGGCAUCGUGGUGGCCUCCAGCGAGGCGGCUGCCCGCGCAGGUGCCCGGGCAGUGGUGGUGGGCUACGAGGAGCUGCCGGCCGUCAUGUCCAUCGAGGAAGCCAUUGAGGCGGGCUCCUUCUAUCAGGACUACACCGGCAAGUUGGAGUGCGGAGAUGUGGACGCUGCCUGGUCCCAGUGUGACCACAUCAUCACGGGCACCUACAAGCUUGGUGGCCAGGAGCACUUCUAUCUGGAGCCCAACAACUGCGUGGUGAUACCGCAGGAGAACGACGAGUUCACACUCUUCAGCUCCACCCAGGCUCCGGCAAAACACCAAAAGUACGUGGCCUCUGUGCUUGGCGUGCCGGCUCACAAGGUGGUCUCCAAGACCAAGCGGCUGGGCGGUGGUUUCGGCGGCAAGGAGACUCGCGGCAUCUUCCUGCACUGCGCCGCUGCGGUGCCGGCCUACCACCUGCGCCGCCCCGUGCGGCUGUGUCUGGACCGAGACGAGGACAUGCAGAUGACGGGCCAGCGCCACGCCUUCCUGGCGACCUACAAGGUGGGCUUCAGCGCCGCGGGGCGAGUGCUGGCCGCCGAGCUGGAUCUGUACAACAACGCCGGCAACAGCCACGACCUCAGCCACUCCAUUAUGGACCGGGCCCUGCUGCACAGCGACUGCGUGUACAAGGUGCCCAACAUGCGGGUCCGGGGACACUUGUGCCGCACCAACCAGUCAUCCAACACCGCCUUCCGCGGCUUUGGCGGGCCGCAGGGCCUCAUGUUUGCAGAGAUGUGGAUUGAGCAGAUCGCCAAGACGCUGAACCUGCCGGACGCUGAGGUGCGCUCCCUCAACAUGUACCGCGAGGGCGAUGUGACGCACUUUGGACAGGUGCUGGAGGCCUGCCGCGCGCGCGCAUGCUGGGAGCAGGUGCUAGCUAGUUCCGAGUACGAGCGGCGGCUGCAGCAGGUAGCGACCUUCAACCUGGAGAACAGGUGGCGCAAACGCGGGCUGGCCGCCACGCCCACCAAGUUCGGCAUCUCCUUCACCACCAAGUUCCUCAACCAGGCGGGGGCGCUGGUGCAUGUCUACCUGGACGGAUCGGUGCUGGUCACACACGGGGGCGUGGAGAUGGGGCAGGGGCUACACACCAAGAUGGCGCAGGUCGCGGCCCAGGCGCUAAACGUGCCCCUGUCCAAGGUCUUCAUCAGUGAGACCUCAACCGACAAGGUGCCAAAUGCCUCCCCCACUGCCGCGUCAGCAUCCUCCGACAUGUACGGCGGUGCCGUACUGGACGCCUGCCGCCAAUUGAACGAGCGCCUGGCGCCGUACAGGGCCAAGCUCUCAAGCGGCAGCUGGAAGGACGUGGUCAACGCCGCCUAUCUGGAUCGAGUCGACCUUUCGGCGCACGGCUUCUACGCAACACCCGACAUCACGGGCUUUGGUGGCUCGCGACCCUUCAACUACUUUUGCUUCGGGGCCGCAGUUAGUGAGGUGGAGCUGGACGUGCUAACGGGGGACAUGCAGGUGCUGCGCUCGGACCUUGUAAUGGACGUGGGCAACCCAAUCAACCCCGCCAUUGACAUCGGCCAGGUUGAGGGUGGCUUCGUGCAGGGCAUGGGCUGGCUGGUGCUGGAGGAGCUGAUGUGGGGCGACAAGCAGCACCCCUGGAUCCGGCGCGGCCACCUGUUCACCAAGGGCCCCGGCACCUACAAGAUCCCCUCCGUGAAUGACAUCCCGGUGGACUUCAGAGUCCAGCUGCUGGCCGACGCGCCCAACGUGCGAGCGAUCCACUCAUCCAAGGCCGUAGGCGAGCCACCGUUCCACCUGGGAGCAUCGGUGUUCUUUGCCCUAAAGGAAGCUGUGUAUGCUGCACGUGAUGCGGCCGGGUGCUCCGGAUAUUUCGUCCUCGACGCACCUGCCACGCCCGAACGGCUGCGACUGCUGUGUUCUGAUGGGGUGGUGAUGCCAUACGUGCGCGCGGAAAUCAGGCCCAUGAUAAGCUGCUGAAUGCUGGAUUGAUAAAUGCGGAUGGAGGACACGCUGCACAUACAGAAGCAGCCAGUUUCGUUCUUUAACCUUGUUUGGCUUGUGCUAUUGCUGGACAUCAGACAUGUAUGCUUGUUGGUAAACAAGAACUUAAUAGACCUGCGGCCUGAAUUCAAUGUUGACAGACAUAAAGGCAACAAAUUAAUGUGGUGUAUAACGCUCUAUUUGGCCAUACAUGUAGCCCAUCCACUUGGGGUCUCCCUCUCUAAGGCUUCUCGUCAGUAUACUAAUUCGGCCUUUCUUCGGCGGGAAGCUACGGGGCUUCCUGCAACCCAAGAGCUUCCUGCGGGUAUUUUGGAUGGGUGGCCUUCGGGACUCCACAACCUCUGGAGGGUUCGCUGGGAGAAUUGCUUUAAGGAGGCGUUUUGGCGUUUGGGAUUCCGUUACUUGGGAAGCAGUGUAGGGUAGGGUUCAUCACCUGUGUUCCCAGGGAGCCAUUGUAACGGUAUUCAUAACGG